UUUUAAGAUUUAUCAGAAUUUUACAGCUGUAAUGUAAUCAGAUGGAGGUCUCUGAGACAAAACUUUUACCAAAAUGAGGGUUCACGGCCUAAUGUGUGUCGACAUGAGGAAAACACUGAAGAACCACAGAUCUAAAGGUCACCAAACCACGCAUGCAUGGAGGAGCAGGGGUGUAGCUCCAGCCUGUUUCAGAAGUGACACAGUCCAUGUUGGGUCGUGGUGUGAAGCGGAAGUGGAGCUGCUUAGAGGAGCUGGAGGCCGACAGAGCUGCUGCAGCCGAGGAAGAGGAGGAUGAGGCGGAGGAAAAGGAGGAGGAAGAGGACGGGGGCCUCUUGGGUCCGGCCCGACCUGACAUGAGCCACGUGCAGCAGCGUCAGCUCGUGCUCGGCCUCUGCCUGGAGAAGCUGCAGCGCUGCCAGGCCGGCGUGGAGCUCAGCCUGCGUCGCUCCGUGCUGCUCAUCAACACACUGCGGCAGAUCCAGGAGGAGAUGCGGAGCGAUGGGUCCGAUGCGCAGUUUGACACGCCCCUGGAUGCCGCCGACCCCGACUCCCGCCUUCUCAGAUGCGAUAUCCCGGUUACAUGUCCUGGGUGUGCAGAGGGCGACAAGGAGGGCCCGUCUCCUCCCUCUGUUCUCCCCUCACUGGACACAAACAGCUCGCCCAGCCCGUCGAAAUCGCUGCCCGCUGCCACACACAGCACUUUAAGUGAUGCAGUAAACGCCGUGGGCUACCUCAGCGACCUUGCCCUGGACGACAUCUUCGAGGACAUCGACACAUCCAUGUAUGAGACAUCGGACCUGGUGGCGGGCUCCUUCUGGCCCGUCAGCGUGUCGUUGUGGGCGGAGGAGGAGGUGAAGGUGCGCUCGGCCGGUCCUGCCUCGGCCGGGACGCUGCAGUCGUGUCUGAUGGACUUGAAUGAGCUGGACCACAUCAUGGAGAUCCUGGUCAAGUCCUAAUCGCCAAGAAAGACUCCUGAACAUUUACUUUACUCGGUGAAGAAAGGAUUUGGAGUCUGAUAGCAGCGGAGAAGAGCAAGAGGGGCUGAUUUGAGCGUUGGCAAAACAUGAUAUGACCUUGGCUUUUUAAGGCUGCGUCUGACAUUUUGACUGAAAAAGAUAAAAAAAAAAACAACCAACAAAUCUUAUGUACAUAACUCAAAUCUAGGAUUCCAUCGACCGUCAUGAGUUAUGUACAUGAAUUCAGCUUACUUUUAGGCUUCUACAUGUGCCUGAAGUUAGAUAUGAACACCUGCAUGUGUAAUGCACUGUUAAAAGAAAAACGCCAACGCACAUUCUCUGGGAGCUGUUGAGGGGCAUUGUGGGAAAUGUAGGAAAUCAGUAACUGAAGUAGAAGUAGAUGAAGGAAAGUACGUCCACCAAAAAAGGAAAAUUACAGCAUUUCAUCUUGAAAUAACUUCUGGAAUGUAAUGAACAUCGCAAGAUGAUGCUAUUAUAACAGCGUGAGAAUAUCUUCUGGUGGAUUUUACUUUACCUUUAAUUUUCAGCAAUAGUGCUCUCAAUGCAGACGGAACCUUACAUUUCCAAGCUUACGGUGACGAUGCCAUGUUUCUCUCCUAGUUUAGGAGAAGUUUGAGUAAAAGCAACACACUGUAAUCCCCAGUGCUCCUCUUACUAAGUUUGAACAAAUCCACCACUGAAGGGGGAAGGAACUCGAGCUGUCAGACUGCCAGAUCAGACCUGGGUUGAUUAUUAAUUGAAAUCCUUUCAAUUACUCAGAGGGUUUGCUUUAAUCUGCCUGGAGAGCAAAGGGCUGGUUUUUCUUUCUCUGUUGGGACUGACCAGUUCCUGUUGCACCAGGUAGGAUCUUUCAAUUAAGAGUGGGAAAGUGACACCAGCCAGAAGUCAAAUGCUGCUAAAUCUUUGGCUGUGGCUGCUCGUUUGUCCACCUGCUACUUUGAGAAGUACCUGCCCGACUGAGGGUUUAUCUAAGGAUGCACUAGUGCCGAUACCAGGCCAGUAUCACAGAUUUUACCCAAGACAAGGAAUGUUUUAUAUUUUAAGAUUUUAUAUUGUGACCAAUGAACCCAAACUAAUGGUCCAAGCAACUCUGUUCAAUGAAAAUAAUUGGUUAUAUCGGCACCGGGUAUUAGUCAAUACCUAAAAUUUUGUACUCGGUAUAGGUAUUGAAAAAGUGGCAUCCCUAGGUAAAUCCUACUACGCAUCCAUUUGGCUGGUAAAGAAAUGAGUGCACAAGUGAAUUUUGGGUGAUAAUGUGGCCUGUAGACAAAAAAGUUAAUCUCUCAUCGUGCUUUCUGUCCCUCAAAUCGAAUGCCUUGCUCACUUCGUUUCCAAAGAGGUGAGAGAACAGAGCAAGAUCUUGUUGCGUUUACCAGAGCACCCUCAUCCAAAACUAUUUUUUAUUUAUGAAUUUAUAAUCAACCACAAAUGAACUGCAGAUAUUGCUCGUUAAUUGUAACUAUAUAUGAUUGUUUGUAGUGUUUGUUUUACCUUAACUUAUAAUUUUGAUGUUUAUUAUUACCUUGUACCGUCAACACAGGCGGAUUCGCCGUCAUGUUUGCUGCCUGUGUUGACACACUUCCGCAAUUUUGUGCUGCCAGGUGGGAGAUGUACGGGAGCCGAAGAAAAUUCCCAGAUGUCCCAUUUGUAAUUAGCACUAGGAGGCUGAGGUAAAGUUUUUCUCCUUGUUGGCAGCUCGUGUUUUACGGUGAAUCAAUUAUGACGUGAACGCAGCAUAAAACACUUUUCUAAUGGUAAUGUAAUCCCAGUUUGGACCUGAUUGAGCCUCUAGUCAAUGUCAAAACAACAUGUCGCAGAAUUGUAAAUGACUACGUAAGCCUAUGUAUUUUUAUCGCUUGGAUGUAUGUGGGGUUUUUUUGUUUGUUUUGUUUUGUUUUUUUACAAAACAGUUUUUUAUGUGUGUCUAACUGAAACUCCAAUCUCCUGUCGAGUUGUUGUGAUGCAGUAAGAGAAAGGGCCUGAUGAAGUAGGAGCUCGACUUUAACUUUCAUUAUUACUCCUGUUCUACCUCUUGAUCCUCGUUGUGUCUGCUGUUGUUGUGGGUUUACCUUCACACUCCUUCACACACCACGAGCCAUGGACUUUUUGCUGAUGUAAAUCAUUCAGGAUUUUUCAUCGUUGAAAAUCUAGCGCUGUCCCCGUUAGGCCAAAGCAGUCUAUCUUUCAUCACCAUCUCUCGUCUCAUGUUAACUACAACGUGCCUUACUACUGAACCUUAUUUACAUAAUGUGUCAAGGUUUCUGUGGUGGUUUGAGCUCGGUGUAAAGCACUAAAAGCGAGGAUUGUCGUGUUUUUCUCUGCCGUUGCCUUUCUCUGGUUGGGGAAAACUAUUGGCACAAUAUGAGCUUAAUCUAUUCUGACAUGCUGACAGUGAACUAGCUGAGAGAGAGGAGGUGGCAGGGAGGGCUAGAGGAAAAAAAUAGGAAAGGGAGGGAGGAGGGGGGUUGUUUGCGUCACUUGUCAAGUAGGAGGGGUUUAAUGGUUAAAAAAAAGGUUGUUUUGCCCAGUCUCAGACCACCAACCAAUCAUGUGAGAUGUAAGAGGAGUGCUCUGUUCCUCCAAUAACAACUUGUUUUUGCUCCUGCUUGCAAGGGUAAAAAUCCUACAGGCUCCUGCACACACAGAUCUGUAGCCACUGGAUCUCAGCUGGUGAAAUAAUAACCACUCUUUUAAUAAUCUGUCUGAUACAAGGAUUGUGAAGCAGAAACUGCAGUGUUAUUUAUCAUUGUCUGAAAACACGGAGCGUCAACAGCGCCUGUAAAGCACAAGCUAUAAAUAUAUAUAUUAUUAAUAUUAAUGCUGAUUGUGAAAUAAAUGUAACUGAAUGAUGAGUUUGCUGGGUGUUGAAGAUGGCUGAUGACUUAUUGUAUUUUUGUGGAAUAUUUUAUAGAUUUUAUUCAUGAAUACAGUGUAAAACCUCCA
Myripristis murdjan (pinecone soldierfish) is the source of this 3920-nucleotide messenger RNA. Its product is annotated as cell division cycle-associated protein 4-like. Lineage: Eukaryota; Metazoa; Chordata; Actinopteri; Holocentriformes; Holocentridae. Bases 207 to 956 code for a protein of 249 amino acids. The record is from RefSeq and is a predicted model, not a curated record. Gene Ontology annotation, cellular component: nucleus. The transcript has 2 exons. Gene Ontology annotation, molecular function: transcription regulator activity.